Molecule: messenger RNA, 1822 nt
Organism: Drosophila novamexicana
Lineage: Eukaryota; Metazoa; Arthropoda; Insecta; Diptera; Drosophilidae
Gene: Pof
Product: protein painting of fourth
Exons: 4
Coding region: 122-1804 (560 amino acids)
Molecular function (GO): RNA binding
Source: RefSeq, a predicted model, not a curated record
UCAGCAACACAACACAGCAGCAUAUUUUGUUAAGGAGCUGAUAUUUUGUUAAAAAAGUGAUUUUAACGCAAUAGUUUUAUACCGCACAAUUCUGGAAUAUAUAGCGUAUUUCGUGGCAGAUAUGGACCUAAAACGUUUGGCAUGCAAGACGGGCCUGGGCGAUGGCCCAGAUGCCAAGCGCGCUACAGCUGCAGACGAGGAAGAAUGUCUGCAGCUUGAUCAGGAAUCAGGUAUAGAUAAAGAUACGAGCGAUGCACAGACAGAAUGCUUGCAAUUAGAUGUUAUCAAGGAAACCGAUUGUGAUAGUCUCAAAGCUGAACGCGACAAUCUGUCGCCCAGCAAUCAUGUGGCGCCAUAUACUGGCAACGGAUGUGCGCCUUCAUUAGAAUCAUUUAUGUUCCAGCAGACUCCUGCUGGCAGUCAGCUCUGCUCCUGGAUGUCCAAUACAGAGUCCAAGACCUCUGCCAAUGAUGUGCCCACACUUUUUGAUUCGGAAAAGGAUUCCAAAGCGAAUGCCCAGACGGCCAAGCUUAAUCGCAAGGCACUCACCAAUUUACGUCGCCAAAACGCGUUGCGUGCUCUUGAGUUGGAGCGCGAGUUGGCUACAAAAACACCCCAAGCACCGACGCUUCUUGUACGCUUUCCAGAUCCCAAAAUCAGUGUCACUUCGGUCAGUGAAUUCUCGGAGAGCAUCCGGGAUGUGGUUUUUCCGACAAAUGUCUCGCAGCGCUAUUGCCUGGUGCAUCUGAAGGCCGGCGCGAAUGUUGAACGCACCAUUGAGGAGAUAAAACAGGUGCGCUUCGGCCAUGGCCGUCUCCACGCCGAACUGAAGACAUUUACCGAUGAGGAACAGGCCGAAUGCAUUGAUCCGUGCUCGCUGUAUGUCAGCAAUAUACCCUUCAACAUGAACGCCGCUGACAUAAAGGUGUUCGUCAACUCCAUGCGUGUCGACAUUGGCGUCAUGAAGCGCCAGAAACGCGCACGUUAUGCAUUUGUGCGCUACGCCAAUGCCGAGAUGGCCAUGGAGGCAUUCAGGGAUCUGGUCCGCCGUACACUUAACAAUCGCAUAUUGACCGUACGCUAUCGUCGUCUACGCAAGCGCCUGGCCCAUCCGACAGCCGCCUCGAUGUGCGCCAUAUCCAAUCUGACCAUUGACACCAUCGCCACAGACGAUGAUGGCGUUGAAUGUCGCGUCAUUUCACCACCUCCGGUGGAAUCGAUUACCAUAUUGGAUAGCGAUGACGACCAGCACUGCGAGUCGCACAGCGUUGUGAGCCUCAGCAGCAGCAUUCCACACAAGAAGCGCGAGAGCAAGAUGACUGCCCAGGAGAAGGAGAUUCAACGCCUCAAACUGCAAGUGGCCGAACAUAGUGCCAUUAUACGGAGCUUACAGAAAAGAGAGGGCAGUAUUGCCAAUGCCACUACCAAAGUAGAGCCACAAUCGGAUUUAACCACAGACAAAUCAUCAUUGAUGCAACGCUCACUAUCGCCGUGUUCUAGCUAUGAUAUCAAAAUGGAAAAUGAAUAUUUGGGCAUAGCUCAGAGUACGCCCGAACCUGAACCGGACUCAUUGCCAGAUGCUCAAUCGCAUUCGCCAUAUCGUGGCACAACUUGCCCAAUUGACGGCAUGGAGGAUCCCAUUAAAUCAUCCGAUUGUUUUGGCUGGCUGAUUUCAGGUCUCGGUCGUCGCAAGAGCACAAAAUCCAGCGCACAGCAGCCGAACAAAGAGAAUACAACUAAGAAAUCUUCAAAAGUUGCCAAUCUGGAGGUGCAUGCGCAGGUCGAAGCCGAUUUGGAUACAUAGGAUAGGAUUUUCAUAUCU